Messenger RNA from Ambispora leptoticha, 141 nucleotides. NCBI's taxonomy places the organism in Eukaryota, Fungi, Glomeromycota, Glomeromycetes, Archaeosporales, Ambisporaceae. The record is from the annotation of a GenBank genome assembly.
AUGGACUCUUGGGCAAUUCAAAUCCAAGAGACUCUAGAACUGAAAACUGAAGAAUUGGAUGAAAAUCUUAGAGCAAAAAGGAUCCACCAACCUGGUCACCAAAGUUGUAUUGAAGAAAAAGGACCUAUGCUACAGAAUUAG